CCUGCCUCCGCGGAGCAGCGGAGGCGUGGGGCGAGCGCGGCGAGGCUGCCCGGGUCGCGGCGCGGGCUCGCGGGCUCGCGCCUGGCCGGCGCUCAGUUCCCGAGCGCCCACUGGCUGGUGGGCCUGCAGGGUCUAAGCGCCUGACUGCUUUCGGCACUUCAUUAUUUCUCCCUUUGUGUCCAGUCUUGGCAAGGGCUUUUGCAGGGCCCUCCUGCCCUGAGCGUGCACGCCGCAACAUCCUGUCCCGGUUUCCGUAUCGCGUACCCCUAAGGGCAGGAGAUGCUUCCGGAUGUCCAGCUAAGAUAGAAGUAGCCUGGCCCCGUGGCUGGGUGUCCUCCGAGGCUACCCCUGGCUGACAGCUGUGGGCGAUAGAGACGCCUCCUGUGCCUUGCCUUCUCUGUAAUUGCCUCUUCCAGCAGUCAGCGCUACAAGCCUCAGAGGGGCACCUCCUCCGUAAGUGUGAGGACGGACAGGUGGGUGGUACCGAAACACUCGUGCCACUUCCCCUUAGGGGCUGGCAUCUUCUUGCAGCGUUACUUCCUCUGGACAGUUUCACUUUCAGUUCCCUUUUUUAUGGGGCAGAAGGGGAUUACACUUUUCUUGGAUACCGGCUUUCCAAGGCUCAUUCGCUGAUUUUCCUUGAAUAAGACAGAACCGUGAGCCUGCAGUUCUUCCUGUCUUGCUGAGGCUCAGUUGAUUUGGAGUUGUUAUGGCAACAUUUUAGCAACUGUGUUGUUGUACAGGAAGUCUUGGACUUAGCAGUCAGGCCUGUGAGGCAGAAGAUUCAAAGACUUUCAACGAAGGACGAGUUCCUCGGAUGUGCCCCCUCACAGAGAGAUGAAGGGACAGCAGAAAACAGCUGAAACGGAAGAGGGGACAGUGCAGAUUCAGGAAGGUGCAGUGGCAACUGGGGAGGACCCGACCAGUGUGGCUAUUGCCAGCAUCCAGUCAGCUGCCACUUUCCCUGACCCCAACGUCAAGUACGUCUUCCGAACUGAGAAUGGGGGCCAGGUGAUGUACAGGGUGAUCCAGGUGUCCGAGGGGCAGCUGGAUGGCCAGACUGAGGGGACUGGCGCCAUCAGUGGCUACCCUGCUGCUCAAUCAAUGACCCAGGCGGUGAUCCAGGGCGCUUUCACCAGCGAUGAUGCAGUUGACACGGAGGGGACAGCUGCCGAGACGCACUAUACAUACUUCCCCAGCACCGCGGUGGGUGACGGGACAGGGGGCACCACAUCGGGCAGUACGGCUGCAGUUGUUACUACCCAGGGCUCAGAGGCACUACUGGGGCAGGCGACCCCUCCUGGCACUGGUCAAUUUUUUGUGAUGAUGUCACCACAAGAAGUGUUGCAGGGAGGAAGCCAGCGCUCCAUUGCCCCCAGGACCCACCCUUAUUCCCCGAAAUCAGAAGCUCCCCGGACUACCCGGGAUGAGAAACGCAGGGCUCAGCAUAAUGAAGUGGAGCGUCGCCGCCGAGACAAGAUUAACAACUGGAUUGUGCAGCUGUCCAAGAUCAUCCCAGACUGCUCCAUGGAGAGCACCAAGUCUGGCCAGAGUAAAGGUGGAAUUCUAUCCAAAGCCUGUGAUUAUAUCCAGGAGCUUCGGCAGAGUAACCACCGGUUGUCUGAAGAGCUGCAGGGGCUUGACCAACUGCAGCUGGACAAUGAUGUGCUUCGACAGCAGGUGGAAGAUCUUAAAAACAAGAAUCUGCUGCUACGAGCUCAGUUGCGGCACCAUGGAGUAGAGGUCGUCAUCAAGAGUGACAGCAACUAACUCGGGACUCAGGGCCUUUGGGCCCUAUAGCCCCUUUCUGAGAACUGCAGAUAGCCCAGGAGCAACAUGCUAACCCCAUGCCCCUCUCUUCCACUGCCCACUUCUGGCACGAGACUGGGGGAAGUUCAGAAGGCGGCCGUGUCUUUAAACUGAGGUCCUGUGAUAUAAUAGCUUGUGGAGGUGUGAAACACAAACGGGGGUGUGCACUGACAGCCUCUCUCAGCCCCACCAUGCAGCCCCUGGGCCCUGUGCUCCUCUUGGACAAGGCUUGUGCUGUCUCCAUGCUGGAUGCUGGACACACUAAACUGGGGGGCUUGUCCUGUGCUUGUUUAGCGUGUCAGCAGAGGGUCUGCUGACAGGUGAUGCUCUGGUUUGCCUCAGGACUCUGGCGCUUCCACUGGUUCUUCCUUUCCCUGGAGCGCAGAUGUGCACCUGAGGACUGGGGAGCAAGAAGUGGGGGAAAGGAUGCUUAGCAGUGGCUGCUGCCCCUGGAAGAGGAGAUGGGCCAGCAAGCAGCUAAGGCCUGUGCCUAAGUCUCUGGACAGGGAGAACGACAGGCAGAGGCCCAGUUGGGGCCUUCCCCCUUGUGGGGGUGGUUUUUUUUUUUCUUUUUCCUUUUU
Messenger RNA from Manis javanica (Malayan pangolin), 2390 nucleotides. It is a transcript of the gene USF1, whose product is annotated as upstream transcription factor 1. Gene Ontology annotation, biological process: regulation of transcription by RNA polymerase II. The record is from RefSeq and is a predicted model, not a curated record. Gene Ontology annotation, molecular function: RNA polymerase II cis-regulatory region sequence-specific DNA binding; protein dimerization activity; DNA-binding transcription factor activity, RNA polymerase II-specific. Lineage: Eukaryota; Metazoa; Chordata; Mammalia; Pholidota; Manidae.